AUGAGAAGACCUAAAUCGAGGAAAUUCAAGCUACAAAAUCGCCUCUCUGAGGUCAAUGAAAUCGAGAUCCUCGAAUCAUGGUUACAUUCGGGCAAACCCGAUUCCGGCUCCAACCCGAUGUCAUUUGCUCCGCCACCGCCAAAGUCUCCAAUCGGCAGGCUACCGGAUGGCACUUUCUCCCCGUACGCAGGCUCCGAGAAGUUCGCUCAAUUACCUCUGUCGAAGAAGACCAAGGAUGGGUUAUCGGAGGCCAAUUAUUCGAAGAUGACCGACAUUCAGAGAGCGUCUCUCCCGCACUCCCUCUGCGGCCGUGAUAUUCUUGGGGCUGCUAAAACUGGCUCUGGCAAGACUCUAGCUUUUGUUAUACCGGUUUUAGAGAAGUUAUACCGAGCUAGAUGGGGGCCAGAGGAUGGGGUUGGAUGCAUUAUAAUGUCCCCAACGAGGGAGUUAGCUGGUCAGCUUUUUGAAGUUUUGAAUUCCGUGGGCAGACAUCAUGGCUUUAGUGCUGGCCUUUUGAUUGGUGGUCGCAAAGAUGUUGACUUGGAAAAAGAACGUGUUAAUGAGUUGAAUAUUUUGGUGUGUACUCCCGGACGGCUACUUCAGCACAUGGAUGAGACUCCAAAUUUCGAUUGUUCACAACUGCAGGUGCUGGUUCUUGACGAGGCGGAUCGUAUUCUUGAUGUGGGAUUUAAGAAAGAACUAAAUGCAAUAAUCUCCCAACUACCAAAGCAAAGACAAACCUUACUAUUCUCCGCUACCCAAACAAAGUCGGUUCAAGAUCUUGCAAGACUCAGUCUCAAAGACCCAGAGUACAUCAGCGUGCAUGAGAAGUCUGAAACUGCUACUCCAAACCGUUUGGAGCAAACGGCUAUGAUUCUUGAUCUUGAGAAGAAAUUAGACAUGCUGUGGAGUUUUCUAAAAGCACAUCUUAGUUCAAGAAUACUGGUGUUUCUUUCAAGCUGCAAGCAGGUAAAAUUUGUAUUUGAGGCUUUCAAGAAACUUCGUCCUGGAAUACCAUUGAAAUGCCUCCAUGGAAGGAUGAAGCAAGAGAGGCGUAUGGGGAUAUAUGAGCAAUUUUGCGAGUCACGAUCUGUUCUCUUUUCAACUGAUGUUGCAGCCAGAGGCCUUGAUUUCAACAAGGCCGUUGAUUGGGUUGUCCAGGUUGAUUGCCCGGAAGAUGUUGCUUCUUACAUACAUAGAGUGGGGCGAACUGCACGGUACCUUUCUGGUGGGAGAUCAAUCCUAUUCCUGACACCGUCAGAGUCAAAGAUGCUCGACAAAUUACAAGAAAAGAAGAUACCUAUCCGAAUUAUUAGGGCAAAUGCCAAAAGGUUGCAACCUGUUACUGAUUUGUUGCGGGCUUUGUUAGUUAAGUAUCCGGAUUUGAAGUAUUUGGCCCAGAGGGCCUUCAUUACUUACUUGAGGUCCAUCCACAAACAGCGUGAUAAGGAGAUUUUUGAGGUCACCAAGCUGCCGAUUGAUGCAUUUGCUGCAUCUUUAGGUCUUCCCAUCACGCCCAAAGUCCGUUUUCUCAACCGAAAUGUGAAGGGAAAAAAGACAACUGAAGAGCUGACCCUGGUGCCAGAGAGCAAUGCUCACACGAAUUCAUCUGAACUUUUGAAAGGAAGUUUGGGCCCAGUCGAGCUGGAGAAAGCGGAACUGGAUCCGGAGGAGGGCAUCCUUCUGGAGAAGGAUGCUGAAGUUGUGGAGAAAGAAAAUGCUAUUGAUAUCAGUGAUAAAUUGCCUGCUACCAGGGUUUUGAAGAAAAAGAAGUUAAAGAUAAACAUGCAUAGACCUGUUGGUACGAGGGUUGUAUUUGAUGAUGAAGGCAACACUUUGCCCCCUCUUGCCAAGCUUGCCGACACCUUGACUGAGUCUGACUCAAUUAAGCUGGACAAGGACAAAGUGAGCCAAAGAUAUGCGGCCUUGAGAGAGGAGAUGAAAGUGGUGGACAAGGAAGACAAAGCCUUGGAACAAAAACGCCGGAAAGAAAAACGCAUCAAGCAGAAGAUGAAGUUGAAAAGGGGCAGGGACGAAGAUGAUGAUGGUGAAGACUAUGAUGAUGAUGAUGAUGAUGAUGAUGUAUCUGAUUUGGAAAGAGGGCCGAAAACUACUAGCAGUGGACUUAAUAAGAAAUCGAAGAUUUAUUUAGGCAGCGAAAGUGAUAAUGACGAUGAAGAUGGUAGAACGAGAGGAGCAGCUGCAGCCACACGUGUAGAUGAAGUUACGUUGGCUGAGCAAGAGGAAUUGGCUCUCAAGUUGUUGAGUUCAAUGCAUUAG
Striga hermonthica is the source of this 2280-nucleotide messenger RNA. Lineage: Eukaryota; Viridiplantae; Streptophyta; Magnoliopsida; Lamiales; Orobanchaceae. The record is from the annotation of a GenBank genome assembly.